Messenger RNA from Alligator mississippiensis (American alligator), 4265 nucleotides. RefSeq names its product stabilizer of axonemal microtubules 2 (gene SAXO2). The record is from RefSeq and is a predicted model, not a curated record. The transcript has 4 exons. Lineage: Eukaryota; Metazoa; Chordata; Crocodylia; Alligatoridae. Gene Ontology annotation, biological process: microtubule anchoring. Bases 227 to 1540 code for a protein of 437 amino acids. Gene Ontology annotation, molecular function: microtubule binding. Gene Ontology annotation, cellular component: axonemal microtubule; cytoskeleton; ciliary basal body.
UAUGAAUGGAUGAAAGGAAGAGAGCAAAGGAGAGAGAAAAUGGCAAGGAAAAGGAUAACUAGCUGACUUACCUCUGAUGGCACAAGCCAAUAUUACAUGAAACUGAUUUUUUGGCACCAGCAGAGAAACAUGCAGGCAGAGAGGAAGUAACAGCUCUUCAUGCAGGCGACACCGCUGCCCUCAUAAACCCACAAGGAUUUAUGAUGAUAGAGAACAGCCUUGCCUCAUGACGGAAUAUGUGGAAAAAUAUCCCCAACAUGGCAACAUCCCUCCUCCCCAAAGCCUUAAGCCAAAGCAGGAGUACCAAGCACAUCGUGGGAAAAUGGAAGGAAUCACAACAUUUAAAUCUGAUUAUCGUCCAUAUGAUGUUGUGAAAAGACCUCUUCAGGUACAAGAAGAGUAUAAACCAAAACCUGGAGAGAUUGAUCUUGGAACUACAUACAAGAGAGAUUAUAAUCCUCACAAAAUACAACCAGUGACAUUAGUAAGACCUUUAGAGAGAAAGCACAUUCAAAGAGGAAAACUAGACACCAUUCCAACCUAUCAAGAUGACUACAGAUCAUGGGAAGUUCAAAGAAGGGGACAUAAUAAAUUGGACCACCCCUACCAACCACCUACAGAGAAGUUUGGAAAUUCCACCACAUUUCAAGAUGAUUUUAUUCCCCGCGAGCUGAAUCCUCGACAAAGCUUUAAACCUCCUUGUGUGGCCAAACUUUCAGAUCUGCCUUUUAAUGGUGUUACUAGUCAUCGCAGUUCUUAUGUUGCUCAUCCACUAGAACCAAAAUUUAUAAGAUCAAAGGAAGAAUACAAGCCAAGCAGCCAACCCUUAGAAGAUCUCACAACCCACCGGAAUGAUUUUAAAGGACUACCUGGGGAGCUUUCAAAAAGCUGCAAGCCUGAAUACACCAAAGUUGGGUCCAAUGCUCACUUUAAUGGAAGCACUGAAUUCCAGGAUUGUUUUCAGCCAUGGUCAGUCUCAUUGCCUGAAGUCCACAAGAUAAAAGAAUAUGUUCCACCUACAGGUAACAUGGAUUUAAACUCCACAAGCCAUCUUGACUAUGUUUGGCAUGAGAUCUGUCCUGUUGCCGCCAUAAGACCAGUUUCUUAUGGAAGAAAGAGCAAUGUCCCUUUCCAAGGAAACACCACCAUGAAAGAAGACUUUCAAGCUUGGGGCAGCAGCCGGCGGGAAAUUAUUAAAAAACAUCAGGAAAUUCCAAAACCCACUGGAAAAUUUGAUGGAUUGACCACAUUCAAAUCUCAUUAUCUACCACAUGAAAUAAUUCCAGCUCAAAGUUUCAAACCUUUACAUGUUGCUCUCCCAAGUUCAGCUCGGUUUGAAGAUGAAACCAUGUAUCGUACAGAGUAUACAAGAAAGAAACAAGACAUCUGCCCAGCAAACUAUUCAUCUCCUCCAGGAUAUGUCUACAUAAACACAGAUUCUCAGGGUCACAAGUUUUUCCACAAGGUUACUCCAGAAAUGAAUACAUUUUCAGAAUCCAAUGGUAAUCAUAUUGCAAAGGAAGUAGCUGUUGUGUCAUAACUUGUAAUUUUACUGGUUUACACAAUUUUAUAACACAUUUGGAAUCUUUGGAGCUAAGAUUCAAAACAAAUAUAAAACCAAAUGGCAAUUGAAUAUGCAAUUUAUUAUUGUAAUUUUUAAAAUGUUAAAAUUACUUAAAUUGAUUAUACUCUAUAAAUUAUAGUUUUAAAAUCUAAGAUUAGACAACUCGUGCUAGCAGUAUUCUGAAUAUUUUGCAUGAAAUCUAUUCUCUUUAAUUGUGUAUCUACAAUUUUCUGUGUUUUCUAGUUUUCAAUAUGUUCCAGUCCACACAUAUGUCAUAAGCAUUUAAACAUGAUAGCUGUUUCCUGGAUUUUUAAAAGAAAAUUAACUAUCUAUAUUAGCAAUAAUAGGCCUUAAAUAUAGUUUCAGCACAAUUAAAAUUUUCACAAUAUAGUUCAUGUAACUGACAAUCUAAUUUAGGAGAUAUUCUUAGUAUUACUUUUGAAAUAUGGCUUUGACAUAGUUUUCUUUAACAGCGUAGAAAAAGGAUCUUUUAAAAAAUCUUGCUAGCCAAACUGAAUUAUAAAUUUGCUCCCAUGGUCAGUCUCAUUGCCUGAGGUCUGCAAGAUGAAAGAAUAUGUUCCACCUACAGCUAACAUGGAUUUAAACUCUACAAGUAUGUUCAGCAUGAGAUCUGUCUUGUUGCCCCAGUAAGACCAGUUUCUUAUGGAAGAAAGAGCAAAGUCUACUUCCAAGGAAACACCACUAUGAAAGAACACUUUCAAGCUUGGGACAGCAGCCAGCAAGAAAUUAUUAAAAGACAUCAGGAAAUUCCAAAACCCAUUGGAAUAUUUGAUGAAUUGACCAAAUUCAAAUCUCAUUAUCUACCACGAGAUCAUUCCAGCUCAAGGUUUCAAACCUUUACAUGUUGCUCUCCCUAGGUCAGCUCGGUUUGAAGAUAAAACCAUAUAUUAUACAGAAUAUAUUCCAAGGAACAAGAGAUCUGCCUGGCAAGCUAUUUAUCGUCUCUAGGAUGCAUCUAUAUGAACACAGAUUCUCAGGAUCACAAGUCUUUCCUUAAGGUUACUCUAAAAAUGAAGAACUCUUUCAGAAUCCAAUGGCAAUUAUAUUGCAAAGAAAGUAGAUGUUGUGUCAUAACUUUUAAUUUUAAAUGUUUACACAUUCUUAUGAAAUACCAUAUCUUCUUACAUAUAACACACACCCAAAAAUCAGCCACUGGAAAAUGGAGGGGUGGACCGUACAUUAUAAGUUAGGAAAUAUGGUAACAGAAAUUUCUGCCACUUCAGCUUCUGCUAGGCACAAGUGGAAGAACUCUAUACAUGAACCACAGAAGGCAGAACAAUGAGUAAGCUACUGCUACUCUAUUACCUACUACAAGCAAAAUUAUUUUUCUUUGUUCUGUCUUUCAAAAACAAGGGGCAUAUCCUAUUCUGUGGCAUGUUACAGAUGAAGAAAAUAUGGUAUUUAGAAUCUUUAGGACAAGUACAGAUGUUCCUUUUGUACUUCUAAAAUUAUUUAUUUCUUAAAGUGUUUCUCAAUUAUAGUUUAAAAAUCAAAGAUUAGGCAAAUUGUGCUAAUAGGUUCCUCCUGAAUAUUUUGACUGAAGUCUAUCCUCUUUAAUUGUGCUCCUAUAAUUUUCUGUGCUUUCCAGUUUUCAUUGUGUUCCAUCCCAUGCACAUGUAAUGCCAUUUACAUAUUACAACAUUUGUUCUGGCCUUUAAAAAAAUAAUUAAAUUUAUAUGAUACCAAUUAUAUGCCUUACCUAUAGUUUAAGCACAAUAUAAAUUUUCAAAGUAUAGUUUAUGAAACUGAAAAUCUAAGUGAACAGACCUUCUCAACACUACUUCUGAAACAUGGUUUUGAUGUAGUUUCUUUAAGCAGUGUGGAAAAAGGAUUUUUUUUUUAAAUCUUGUUAGUAGAACUGUAGGCCCAUUGCCUAUAACAUAUCCUAAAUGGACCUCAGAAGAUAAAUACAUUUUCCAUGCUGAUCAAGGAAACUCUACUAGAAUGGUAUUAACAUGUUCUUACCUUUGUUUUUCUUUAGAACAGUUUCCUCCUACACAGGAUAAAGCCUAAAUGUCAAAUUUUAACUAUAACAAAAAGGAAUCUGCUAAUUACUUUGUAUACAUAUACAGGAGCAUGUUUUUCUGAGAGAAAAAAAUGUUGUUGAUUCUAGUUCUUAGUUUCUCAACGAAUUUUUUUUCCAUGUUUCAUGUAAACAGAAGGAAUAUUUUGUUGACAUUAUACGUAUAAUUGACUACCUGUCAACAUAAGAGAUAUUAAAUGUUUUUUACAAAGCAUUUGUCUUUUUAUAAAAAUGUAAGAAGCUGUUUGAAUCCAGGAUUUAGAAUGAACCCUUAUUAUAGUUCUGUGAUUAACAAUGCUGUCAUAUUCUUUCUUAUCACAAACAAUACAACUUUUAGUAUUGCAUAUGCUUUUCUACUUACUGCUGCAGGAAAGUAAUUUUACCUCUGAAGAGUUUUGAAUUUGUAAUGGUUAGCCAAUCAGUGAUAAAAAGGACUAAGCAACUGCACAGUAUUUGAAAGCAGGAACUGAAGCACAUGAGGAAGAAACCAGAAUUGCUGGGCAUGUUAUCUUUGUAUAACCACUACAUGAGACUUCUGGUGUUCUUACAAUAUUGGUUAUUUCCAGAAGUCACCCCCCCCCCCUUCUUUGUACUGUGUGAAUUUGAUUGAACUGAGCUGAAUUUUCAGUUAAAGUAAAUUUUUUUUGAAGCCUGUAA